Molecule: messenger RNA, 4391 nt
Organism: Pongo pygmaeus (Bornean orangutan)
Lineage: Eukaryota; Metazoa; Chordata; Mammalia; Primates; Hominidae
Product: nuclear pore complex-interacting protein family member B13-like
Exons: 10
Coding region: 403-3813 (1136 amino acids)
Source: RefSeq, a predicted model, not a curated record
GAAGAAGGUUUGGUGGAAAGCGGAACCUUGGUCUCCAUCUAACUGCUCCUAAGCCUCACGCUCCCUUGCCCUGCGCGUCCUGUUGCUUCCCUGAUUGACCUUCUCCGUGACCUGUAGCUAAACCUUCCACCAGCGCUUGAGAACUUAAUUUGAACCGGAUCCUUUCCCAGACCCCUUUUUCCUCCUCCUCCUCCUCCUCCUCUUCCACCUCCAGGUGCCCAACAGCCCCCUUCUCCUCCUUUCCCUUCCCUUCCCUCCCCUCCCCUCCCCUCCCCUCCCCUCCCCUCCCCUCCCCCUUCCCUCCACCUCCCCAUCCCCGUCCCCGUCCCCUUCCCUCCCCCCGCCCUAAGCCACCCCCGCCUCUGUCCUGGCUGCCUCAGGGCUCCCUGAGAGGACCAGGACAUGCCGGUGUGGUGGCUGCUCUUUUGGCUCCUCCUGCUGGGAUUUAUCAGCCAUCACCCCACCUAUGUUAUCAAUUCUCUGCCUGAUGAUUUUCAUCCUGGGACUGACUUUUGUGGAAUUCCUUGGAUAGUUAUCAUUAUUGUGUUUCUGGGAAUUUCUACACUUGCCAUUUUCCUCUGGAAAACUAGCCUUUGUGUGUCUUUCCUCAAGACUGUCUUAAAGUCACAAAAUGUACAUGACGGAUCCAAGGAUGUACAGCGGAAAGCCUGGAGGUCCAAUAGCCGUAGCCGGGAAGGAAUUAAAUUUGGCCGGGAAGACCUCUUUACUUCAUGGAGACAUAUGGAAGCCAAAGUUCGAGCUGAAGUCCGUAAGGUGACAGGGAAGGUCAACAGUCAUUACAAAAUCAAUGGACAGAGGAAGACUGCCGAGGAAGAGAAACAAAACAUGAAAGAAUGUGAGCAAGCAGAAAACGAGAGGCAGCUAUCAGAGGCAGAGGAGAAUGGGAAAUUGGAUAUGAAAGAAAUACACACCCAACUGCAACCGUUUCAACGCACGCAAGAGUUGCAGCGGUGGGCAGAGGACUACUACAGGUGCAAAAUCGCCCCUUCUGUAAGAAAGCCUCUUGCCAACUCAGGAAGUUUGUUUGUUUUCCUUGCUUUUGGACAUAGUCUGCCAGGUCAGGACAUGGAUGUAUUUUUCUCCCCACACCUCUGUGCUCAAGCCUUGCAAAGGUGGAUGGCAGAGAGGAAGGCUGCCUACAAGCGGCACAGGUGUGAAAUGAGGCAAAAGCAGAGAGUGCCAGAGAGACACAUGAGUCUGGAGCCAGUCCAGGGACGACCGGGCCUAGAGAACCCUUUCUGGAGGGCAGAUUCAGGACAUCAUUGGGUUCCCAUGAGGAACAGGAGCGGCGUCCCAGCUGAAAACACAGAGAAGACAAAGGUCAGGAUGGCGGCAGUGGAGCACCAUCAUUCCUCAGGGUUGCCCUACUGGCCCUACCUCAUGGCUGAAACUUUAAGAAAAAGGAUGGGCCACAAGCCAACUCCUCCACCUCAGUGUGAUCUGAGAGGUCAACCACAUCCAUCAGUUAAAGGGUGUCUGAGACUGCUGACUCUUUCUCGACUACAGUGUCUACUAGGACCUCAACCACAUUCAACAACUGAUGAUUUUCUGAGAAGAGAGACACCUCAAGACGAGUGUGCCCUGGGACCUGAACCACUUCCUCGAGCUAAUGAUUUUCCGAGACUCAAGACACCUCCCGAGGGUCUUUUCAUACCAAUUUCCCCUUUUCCAGUUGAUGAUUCUCUGAGCCUCAAGACACCUCCCGAGUGUCUUCUGGUACCCCUUCCACCUUCUCCAGUUGAUGAUUUUCUGAGACCACAAACACCUCCCGUCCAGUGUCACCUGAGACCUGUACCAUUUCAUCAAGCUGAUGAUAUCAGGAGACUCAAGAAACCUCCUGACUGUUUUUUCACACCCCUUCCACCUUCUCCAGUUGAUGAUUCUCUGAGCCUGAAGACACCUCCCGAGUGUCUUGUGGUACCUCUUCCACCUUCUGCAGUUGAUGAUUUUCUCACACCAAAAACACCUCAACUACAGUGUCACCUGAGACCUGUACCGUUUCAUCGAGCUGAUGAUAUUAGGAGACUCAAGAAACCUCCUGACUGUUUUUUCACACCCCUUCCACCUUCUCCAGUUGAUGAUUCUCUGAGGCUGCAGACACCUCCCGAGUGUCUUCUGGUACCCCUUCCACCUUCUCCAGUUGAUGAUUUUCUCACACCACAGGCACCUCCCAUCGAGCGUCAUCACCUGGGACCUGUAGCAUUUCCUCAAGCUGAGGAUUUUAGGAGACCCAAGGAACCUCCCGACUGUCUUUUCUUACCCCUUCCACCUUCUCCAGUUGAUGAUUUUCUCACAUCAGAGGAACCUCCCAUCAAGCGUUGUCGCCUGGGACCUGUAGCAUUUCCUCGAGGUGAUGAUAUCAGGAGACUCAAGAAACCUCCUGACUUUUUUUUUGCACCCCUUGCACCUUCUCCAGUUGAUGAUUCUCUGAGCCUGAAGACACCUCCCGAGUGUCUUCUGGUACCCCUUCCACCUUCUCCAGUUGAUGAUUUUCUCACACCACCAGCACCUCCCAUCAAGCGUCAUCACCUGGGACCUGUAGCAUUUCCUCGAGCUGAGGAUUUUAGGAGACCCAAGGAACCUCCCGACUGUUUUUUCUUACCCCUUCCACCUUCUCCAGUUGACGAUUUUCUCACAUCAGAGGAACCUCCCAUCAAGCGUUGUCGCCUGGGACCUGUAGCAUUUCCUCGAGCUGAUGAUAUCAGGAGACUCAAGAAACCUCCUGACUGUUUUUUCGCACCCCUUCCACCUUCUCCAGUUGAUGAUUCUCUGAGCCUGAAGCCACCUCACGAGUGUCUUCUGGUACCCCUUCCACCUUCUCCAGUUGAUGAUUUUCUCACACCACCGGCACCUCCCAUCAAGCGUCGUCACCUGGGACCUGUAGCAUUUCCUCAAGCUGAUGAUUUUAGGAGACCCAAGGAACCUCCCGACUGUUUUUUCUUACCCCUUCCACCUUCUCCAGUUGACGAUUUUCUCACAUCACAGGAACCUCCCAUCAAGCGUUGUCGCCUGGGACCUGUAGCAUUUCCUCGAGCUGAUGAUAUCAGGAGACUCAAGAAACCUCCUGACUGUUUUUCUGCACCCCUUCCACCUUCUCCAGUUGAUGAUUCUCUGAGCCUGAAGAAACCUCCCAAGUGUCUUGUGGUACCUCUUCCACCUUCUGCAGUUGAUGAUUUUCUCACACCAAAAACACCUCAACUACAGUGUCACCUGAGACCUGUACCAUUUCAUCGAGCUGAUAUUAGGAGACUCAAGAAACCUCCUGACUGUUUUUUUGCACCCCUUCCACCUUCUCCAGUUGAUGAUUCUCUGAGGCUGCAGACACCUCCCGAGUGUCUUCUGGUACCCCUUCCACCUUCUCCAGUUGAUGAUUUUCUCACACCACAGGCACCUCCCAUUGAGCGUCGCCUGGGACCUGUAGCAUUUCCUCGAGCUGAUGAUUUUAGGAGACCCAAGGAACCUCCUGAGUGUUUUUUCGCACCCCUUCCACCUUCUGCAGUUGAUGAUUCUCUGAGCCUGAAGACACCUCCCGAGUGUCUUCUGGUACCUGUUCCACCUUCUCCAGUUGAUGAUUUUCUGAGACCACAAACACCUCCCGUCCAGUGUCACCUGAGACCUGUACCAUUUCAUCGAGCUGAUGAUAUCAGGAGACUCAAGAAACCUCCUGACUGUUUUGACCGUUUUUUGUUUUGUUUUCUUUUGUGUUUGUUUUUUGUUUUAUUUUUAUUGUGUUGGAGGAAGGCGUCUGUUAUGUUGUUGAUUCUAUUUAUUCAUCAUUUUUGCAAUACAUAAAUUCAUUUAAGUAUUGAUUGUGCACCUAUCAUAUGAUAAGCAUUUUUUCAUCACUCCCCCACUCCCAGAACCCUAAGCUUUUCUCACUGUUAGAACUGCUAGUUUAUUUGUAUUUCAGUCACUUUGACUAUAAACUCCUUGAGUGUAGGUGCUUAGAUUUUUUUCACUGCUUAGCCCCCAAUGCCUGUAUAGAGUAAGCUCUUUUUUUUUUUUUUUUUUUGUACCAAAUGCCCAAUGGCCAAUUUAUUCUGUUUCAAUAACAACUAGGCAUCAUUUUCAAAGGGCCAUAUACUGACAACAGACUGCCCAGAAAUUAUCUCCCUAUGUAGGAAAACUACAGAAGACAAGUUCUUAGACUUUUAAUGCCCAUUACAGUAGCCAUUAAUGACAGGUGACUACCGAGCCUUGAAAUGCGAUAGUCCAAAUUGAGAUGUGCUAUAAGCUUAAAUUACACACCACAUGUCAAAGCCAUAAGACCAAAAACUGUAAAAUAGUCUAGUAAUUUUAUAUUUAUUAUAUAUUGAAAUGAUAUUUGGUAUUUUAGAUAUAUUGAGUUAAAUAAAAGUUAAAUUCACCUG